Messenger RNA from Ixodes scapularis (black-legged tick), 843 nucleotides. Its product is annotated as ribonuclease P protein subunit p25-like protein. The coding region runs from base 211 to 738 and encodes 175 amino acids. Gene Ontology annotation, biological process: tRNA 5'-leader removal. Lineage: Eukaryota; Metazoa; Arthropoda; Arachnida; Ixodida; Ixodidae. The transcript is spliced from 6 exons. Gene Ontology annotation, molecular function: RNA binding. Gene Ontology annotation, cellular component: ribonuclease MRP complex. The record is from RefSeq and is a predicted model, not a curated record.
UUAUCCAAACAGCGCCGAGGCGCCGACAUCAUCGAAAUCAUUGCUCCAGAAGUUGGAGAAACAUGAUCAACACGGCGAAACCAUUAUGAAAGUACUCGAAGAAAGUAGCUUUUGUUCUCAAACGCAGUUAUUGUGAAGAGAUAGCUAGAUAUUGGUUUAGCAAAUUUGUUGAUUUUGAAUGCUUCGAGCCGUGUCUCUUGCCAAGAAAAAAUGGAGAACUACACAAAAGGCGAAGUAAUUGAAGAGAGUCCAAGCUCUUUGCCCUUCAAAGACCUCCAAGAGGGCUUCGUGCACAUGAAAGUUCAACCGAGCAGCAAGCUCAGAAAUAUUCUUGAAUUCGCCAAAAAGGCAUUUCAAGAUGAAUCAAAGAAGCACAUGGUAUUCACUGGUUCUGGUCAUGCACUUGGAAAGACGAUCACCUGCGUAGAGAUCAUGAAGAGAAAACACAAGCAACUUCACCAGAUCAACAAAAUCUGCUACAAAAAGGUGGAAGAAAUUUGGCAGCCGAAGUCCGAGGACUUGGACAAGCUGAAGGUAGUGCGGGAAAUACCGACCAUACACAUUCUGCUCAGCAAAGAUCCUGUGGACACUACAGAACUCGGGUACCAACUGCCAGGAUGCAAGAAUCCUACCUGGAGCACAGAACAGAGACGGCCACCAAAGCGGACGCAGAGCAAGCCGUUCAUGAAAAAAGCUUCACGCCGCAACAGCAAACCCACGCAAGAAGCUGCUCAGUGAAUUCCUCAGGCACCUUUACUAAAGGAAAAUGCAAUUACAAACACCUGUGGUCUGUAAAUAACCUUCAAUAAAAAAAUCUAAACUUGUCUCGAUUAUUUCGAUAAA